This is a messenger RNA of Pseudomassariella vexata, 1428 nucleotides long. Its product is annotated as RNA polymerase II-associated. Lineage: Eukaryota; Fungi; Ascomycota; Sordariomycetes; Amphisphaeriales; Pseudomassariaceae. Gene Ontology annotation, molecular function: RNA polymerase II complex binding; chromatin binding. Gene Ontology annotation, biological process: transcription elongation by RNA polymerase II. The transcript has 2 exons. The annotation marks the transcript as partial. The record is from RefSeq and is a predicted model, not a curated record. Gene Ontology annotation, cellular component: Cdc73/Paf1 complex.
AUGGCAUCCUCGUCGCGAAAUAGUGAGCACCGCUCCAUCCACCAAGACUUCAUUGCGCGGAUCCGAUUUUCCAACGCGCUGCCUCCGCCGCCUAAUCCUCCGAAGCUGCUUGAUAUCCCUAAUACGGGUCUCGCAAGUGGCCAGUACACCGCGCCCGGUUUUGCUUCGAGGCUGGCCAGAGAGCAGCCACUGAACAUUGAGGCCGAUGCAGAGCUUGGAAUGCCCUUGGACUUGGUGGGUAUGCCUGGCAUCUUCGACGGCGAUGAGAGCUCUAUCCAAGCACCUACGCAGCCACCGCGAGUCCACCCACACGAUGCGGCUCUCCUGAAGCCAUUACAUACUCUCGGCAAGCCCAAGAUUGGAGAAGCUGCCGUUUCCUUCCUGCGACGUACCGAGUACAUUUCUUCCGUCACAACCAAAUCUUCACAGUCUGCCACGCCCUUGCGUGGCUUCACUGCUCCUAUAAAGCGUCUGGUGAAGCGCAAGUCGCCCGAGCCCGACAUUGAUUCGCCCGCAUACGUAAAGAGAAAGAUUGAUCAGAGCUUCACCAUCACCGAGCAGAACCUGAAAGACCGAAACCGCGUCAAGCACCCGUCCAAGAAGAACCUCAAGCUUGUCGAAUCCUACCCUCUGCUGCCGGACCCUGAAGCCUGGCCCGACUCUGGUACCUACGUGACCAUGAAGUUUACCCACAACCCGGUGCCCGGCAAGGGCAGCUACGACACACGCAUGCUAAACGGCAUCUUCAGACCUCUUAAUAGGAGCCAGGAGGAGGAGGACCUCCUGGACGCAGCCAUGGAGGCGUGGAAGAUCGAUCCCGUCAACAACCCCAAGCCUGACAUGUCCAUGAGCUACGAUUUCUACCUCGCCGAAAGCGGCACGAGCGCCGAGAAGUUUCGCAAGCGCUUUGACAUGGACAACCCCGAGCGCGACAACGACUCUCUAUACACCAGCAACCGCUCAUCGGGCCCUUGCUUCCAGUUUAGCCGCCUGCGCGCGUACGAGACGGCGCAGGAGUCGGAACUUGACCACAGCUCCAAGUACGACGAGGAGCUUAUCCUUGGCUUUAAUGAUAACGAAACGGCCCUGCACCAGAAGGCCGCGUAUUUCUACCCCGUCAUGCAGCGCAGCACGAUCCGGCCGCAACGCACAAAGAACAUCGCUCGUACGAUAGGCAUGGCGAAUGACGAUGAGAAGAUCAUUGAGCAGCUCGACGUCAAGGUGGAUGACCCGACUGAGGAAGUCCUGGCCGAUAUGGAAAGGUUUAAAGAAGACCCAUACGGACUCACCAUCGAGCCGCCUCAAGAGGAGGACGGGAUGGCGGAAGAUGGUGAGCACCAUGAGAAUGGGGAUGCGGAGGCGAAUGGACUGUCACAGCGCCACACCCCUGAUUCAGAGGAAGAUGUUGAUGCCGAGGGCGAUGAGGAU